CAGAGUAAUUCCACCCCCUCCCCCCCACCCGCCUUCCUCCCUCGCCCCCGGAGUGGGCCAGCCAUGUGGAGAAACCUUCAUCCAGACGAAGUUGUGGGGAAUGUCACCGUUGGUCCGGGGUAACCAACUAACCCUGCUGCUAGCUUCUGGGGGGAGACACACACUGGUUUUGGGAUCCAUCCAGUCCUGCAACCCUCACCCGCGCUACAGCACCUAAUUACUCUAGAUGGAAAGAUUUUUUGCCAGUGGGGAUGGGAUGCGCGAGCACACUCGCUCGCAUACAUAAGGAUGACUGCUCCCCUCCUCUUUCCAUUCCGCUCAGUGUCCUCGCAGCUCAACCUGGUCUCCCUCCCAGAGCAUCACAGAAGAAGAAGAAGAACAUAGCAGCAGCAAGCAGCAAGCAGCAAUGGGUAUCCUCGCCAAAGUCGAAGAUCGGCCAACGCCUCAGAAUGUCUACAACUGGCGAGUCUACUUUUCGUCGGCGGUAGCCGCGUUCGCCGCCGUCACCAUCGGCUACGAUUCCGCCUUCAUCGGCGGCACCAUCGCGCUACCCUCGUUCCGCCGCGAGUUCGGCCUCGACAAGAUGGCGCAGACGGAGGUCAACUUCCUGUCGGCCAACAUCGUGUCGACGUACCAAGCCGGUUGUUUCUUCGGUGCGCUGAUGGGUUACCCCAUCGGCCAGCUGUACGGCCGCAAGAAGGGUCUCAUGUUCGCUGGUCUCAUCUUCGUCAUCGGCGCCGCAAUGAUGUUGGGCGCCGACUCCGCCCGCGGUCUCGGUCUCAUCUACGGUGGUCGUGUCAUCGCCGGUCUCGGAAUCGGUUGCGCUUCCAACUUGACGCCUAUCUACAUCGCCGAGCUGUCUCCCCCCGCAAUCCGUGGUCGUCUGGUCGGUCUCUACGAACUCGGAUGGCAAAUCGGUGGUCUCGUCGGUUUCUGGAUCAACUACGGUGUCAACCAGGGCAUGCCUUCCGACCGCACCCAAUGGCUCGUCCCCUUCGCCGUGCAGCUGAUUCCCGGCGGUCUCAUGGCCGUCGGCUGCUUCUUCAUCCGCGAGUCCCCCCGCUGGCUCUUUAGCAAGGGCAAGCGCGAGGAGGCGCUGCAGAACCUGUCGUGGGUCCGCAACCUGCCCAUCGACCACGAGUACCUGAUCGAGGAGGUUGCCGCCAUGGACCGCCAGCACGAGGAGCAACUCGCCACCGUCGGCGACGGCUUCUGGGCCCCCUUCAAGGCCGUCUUCGGUAACCCCCAGCUCAUCAAGCGUCUGCUUCUCGGAGGAUCCCUCUUCAUCUGGCAGAACGGUUCCGGAAUCAACGCCAUCAACUACUACUCCCCCACUGUCUUCCGCUCCAUCGGUGUCGUCGGCACCUCCGCCGGUCUCCUCACCACCGGUAUCUUCGGUGUCAUCAAGACCGUGAUCACCCUGGUCUGGCUUCUGGUCCUUGUCGACAACGCCGGACGCAAGAUGAUGCUCCUGAUCGGUUCCCUCGGUGGUGGACUCUGCAUGUACGCGGUCGGCGCGUACAUCGCGAUCGCCAAGCCGGCCGAGAACCCCACGACCAAACUCAGCUCCGGCGGUAUCGUGGCGAUGUUCUUCUUCUACCUCUGGACCGCCUUCUACACGCCGUCAUGGAACGGCACUCCCUGGGUGAUCAACGCCGAGAUCUUCGACCAGCACGUGCGCACACUGACGCAGGCCUCCUGCGCAGCCAACAACUGGUUCUGGAACUUCAUGAUCUCGCGGUUCACGCCGCAGAUGUUUGCGGCCAUGGGCUACGGCGUGUACCUGCUCUUUGCGUCGCUCAUGCUCCUGUCCAUGCCCUACGUAUACUUCCUUGUCCCCGAGACCAAGGGUGUGCCCCUCGAGGAUAUGGACCGCCUCUUUGGCAAGGACGUCAAGCCCUGGAACGCCCAUGCCAUCGUCAUGGCCGAGGUCCGUGCGAGGAACGGUAUGGACGGUGGUGAUAUCGAGACUGGUCGCUUCGACUCCGGCGAUGAGGACGUUAAGGGCGAUGUUCGCGUUGAGAACAAAUAGACGGGUUUAUCCAUAGAGCUGGAUGAUUUCUGAGGGGGGGUGUGUGUUUUUGUAUGUACAUAGGGGAGGGGAUGCGGGGUGGAGUAGUGGGUGUUGCGAUAAACUUUUUAUGAACUGAAUCGCGAAUUCCUCCCAUACAUGGACCAUGGUGGUUGUUGUUGUGUGCAUGGCUGGCAUGACGUGACGUCGGGACAGACAUCGUUUGCGUUUGUUUGCGCUUCGGCAAUGCGAUGAAGUGACAGUGUGACACGCGGGAUGGUAGCCGGAAAACACACCUUCCUCAAGCUUUCACUUCUACGUAAAGUAGAGUACUUGCCCCGCCCUGCCCUCAUGGCACCACCACC
This is a messenger RNA of Tricharina praecox, 2376 nucleotides long. RefSeq names its product quinate permease. Bases 407 to 2032 code for a protein of 541 amino acids. NCBI's taxonomy places the organism in Eukaryota, Fungi, Ascomycota, Pezizomycetes, Pezizales, Pyronemataceae. The transcript has 4 exons. The record is from RefSeq and is a predicted model, not a curated record. Gene Ontology annotation, biological process: transmembrane transport; carbohydrate transport. Gene Ontology annotation, cellular component: membrane. Gene Ontology annotation, molecular function: carbohydrate:proton symporter activity.